AUGCGAGUGCCCAGAGGGGCCCCGGUGUCUCUUUGGUUUUCUGUCAGAAACAAACUGCCAGCAACUGUCAAAGUCACUCGGCCUUCGCUCGGUACCGUUGCAGUCGUCAGUACUGUGGUCCUGACAGGCGCUGGUAUCUUUGCCGUAGCCCUCUAUCCCAUGAUAGAAAACGACUACUACAAGAGUGCGCAAGCGGAGGAGCGGGCACUACUGCGAGAACAAAUGUCCGAAAGGAGCUUAGAACCUCAUGACGAGGAAGAAAGUGGCGAUCCACCAAACGUAACCCAUCACGAGUAUGAAGCUGUGCUGAGGAAUGACUACAGAUUAGAUCAUCUUCCUGACGACAUAGAGUCAAUUGAUCUAAGCCGUACUCGGGCAGACCAUAUCCCGGAUUUGUCAAGGUUUAGCAGUUUGAAGGAGUUAGCUAUGCGCACGAAUUUGCUUAAAUGUAUGGGUCCAAAUCUGCGAUCUCUCGUCGGCCUUAUUGAACUGGAUCUUUACGAGAAUCAGAUUGAAGCUAUCGAAAGCCUUGAGACGCUUGACAACCUCAGAAGACUUGACCUUAGUUUCAACAGAAUUCGAGAAAUAUCAGGACUUUCAACAUUGGCAAAGCUGACACGUAUAUAUCUUGUACACAAUAAAAUCACCGAAAUCAAAGGACUGGACAGUUUGUUAGAAUUGGAACUUCUUGAACUAGGAGAUAACAGGAUCACCAGUAUCAAAAACAUUUCUCAUCUUGCGAAGCUGCGUGAGUUGUACAUUGGCAAGAACAAAAUCACCAGAAUCGAAGGGCUGGAAUCGUUGAAGGAUCUCAGACUUCUAAGCAUUCCGGCAAAUCGAUUAACGAAGCUCGAGAAUUUGGAAGCACUGACGAAUCUGGAAGAGAUCUAUCUCAGCGAUCAAGGAAUCGAAGACGUUUCCCAUCUUGCUCUUUUGAAGAAGUUGCGAAUCAUUGACAUUUCAAAUAACGAGGUGACUUCUCUUGAUGGGAUUUCGGAGCUGAAAGAGCUAACUGAUCUUUGGGCCAACGAUAAUCGCAUCUCGAGUUGGGCUGAAAUCGAUAAACUCAGUGGAUUGGACAAGUUGGAUACCGUAUACCUGGAGCGUAACCCCAUAUAUGAAAGUGAUCGUACUGCUUAUCGUAGGAAAGUCAUGCUGGCUUUACAGCAAGUGAAGCAAAUCGACGCUACAAUGUGUCGCUAA
This is a messenger RNA of Angiostrongylus costaricensis, 1203 nucleotides long. The record is from the annotation of a GenBank genome assembly. Lineage: Eukaryota; Metazoa; Nematoda; Chromadorea; Rhabditida; Metastrongylidae.